GCUGGAGACCAAGCCGGAGCGGGAGCUGGAGCCGAGGAGGCGGCGGGACCGGCCGGCCGGACAAAUUUCCUGCUCUGCUGCGGACGGCAGGCUGCAGGAGCCACGCAACCGGCGCCGGGACCCCGCUGCCUCCGCGCGCCCCCGAGACCCUCCUCCGCGCCCGGCGGGGACAGUGGUGCGCCCCGGAGGACCGCGGGCGGACGCCCAGGAGAUGCGGAGCCGCCGCGGCGGCGCUAUCGGCGCGACUGGACCGGCCCCCCAGAGACUAUAGCCUUCGUUUUCCCUUGGUCCACCAUGGAGCCCUUCUGUCCCUUCCUGCUGGCGGGCGUUAGCCUGCCACUCGCCAGGGCUCUCAAGGGCAACGAGACCACCACAGCAGAGAGCAACUGGACCACCACAACGUCAGGCCCUGGGGACCCAGGCCCUGCCCAGCCGCUGCUGGCCUGGCUGCUGCUGCCGCUGCUGCUGCUGCUCUCUCUCCUGCUGGCCGCCUACUUCUUCAGGUUCAGGAAGCAGAGGAAAGCCGUGGUCAGUGCCAGUGACAAGAAGAUGCCCAACGGAAUCUUAGAAGAGCAAGAGCAGCAAAGGGUGAUGUUGCUGAGCAGGUCCCCCUCGGGGCCCAAGAAGUACUUCCCCAUCCCCGUGGGGCACCUGGAGGAGGAGAUCCGAGUCCGCUCUGCAGACGACUGCAAGCGCUUUCGAGAGGAAUUCAAUUCAUUGCCCUCUGGACACGUACAAGGAACAUUUGAAGUGGCAAAUAAAGAAGAAAACAGAGAAAAAAACCGGUAUCCCAACAUCCUUCCCAAUGAUCAUUCCAGGGUGAUUCUGAGUCAAGUGGAUGGCGUUCCUUGUUCAGAUUACAUUAAUGCUUCCUAUAUAGACGGUUACAAAGAGAAGAAUAAAUUCAUAGCAGCUCAAGGCCCAAAGCAGGAAACUGUUAAUGACUUCUGGAGAAUGAUCUGGGAGCAAAAGUCUGCCACCAUCGUCAUGUUAACCAACCUGAAAGAAAGAAAAGAGGAAAAGUGCUGUCAGUACUGGCCAGACCAGGGCUGCUGGACCUAUGGAAAUAUCCGGGUGUGCGUGGAAGACUGCGUGGUUUUGGUGGACUAUACUAUCCGGAAGUUCUGCAUACAACCACAGCUGCCCGAUGGCUGCAAGGCCCCCCGGCUCGUCUCACAGCUGCACUUCACCAGCUGGCCUGAUUUUGGGGUGCCCUUUACCCCCAUCGGGAUGCUGAAGUUCCUCAAGAAAGUGAAGGCGCUUAACCCCACACACGCCGGGCCCAUUGUGGUCCACUGCAGCGCGGGUGUGGGCCGGACGGGCACCUUCAUGGUGAUCGACGCCAUGAUGGACAUGGUGCAGGCCGAGCAGCAGGUCGACGUCUUCAACUACGUAUCUCGAAUCCGCAAUCAGCGCCCUCAGAUGGUCCAGACGGAUGUGCAGUACACGUUCAUCUACCAAGCCUUACUGGAGCACUACCUCUACGGGGACACGGAGCUGGACGUGUCCUCCCUGGAGAAGCACCUGCAGGCUCUGCACGGCACCGCCUCCCACUUUGACAAGAUCGGGCUGGAGGAGGAGUUCAGGAAAUUGACAAAUGUCCGGAUCAUGAAGGAGAACAUGAGGACGGGCAACUUGCCAGCCAACAUGAAGAAGGCCCGAGUCAUCCAGAUCAUCCCUUAUGACUUCAAUCGAGUUAUCCUUUCAAUGAAAAGAGGUCAAGAGUACACAGACUACAUCAACGCCUCCUUCAUAGACGGCUACCGACAGAAGGACUAUUUCAUCGCCACCCAGGGGCCCCUGGCACACACGGUGGAGGACUUCUGGAGGAUGGUCUGGGAGUGGAGGUCCCGCACAAUCGUGAUGCUGACUGAGGUGCAGGAGAGAGAGCAGGAUAAAUGCUACCAGUAUUGGCCAACAGAGGGCUCAGUCACCCAUGGAGACAUAACCAUUGAAAUAAAGAGCGAUACCCUUUCUGAAGCCAUCAGUGUACGAGACUUCCUAGUCACUUUCAAUCAGCCGCUGGCCCGCCAGGAGGAGCAGGUCCGCGUGGUACGCCAGUUCCACUUCCAUGGCUGGCCCGAGAUCGGGAUCCCCGCCGAGGGCAAAGGCAUGAUUGACCUGAUCGCGGCUGUGCAGAAGCAGCAGCAGCAGACGGGCAACCACCCCAUCACGGUGCAUUGCAGUGCCGGUGCUGGGCGAACAGGUACAUUCAUAGCCCUCAGCAACAUUUUGGAACGAGUAAAAGCUGAGGGACUUUUAGACGUCUUUCAAGCUGUGAAGAGUUUACGACUUCAGAGACCACAUAUGGUGCAAACCCUGGAACAGUAUGAAUUCUGCUACAAAGUGGUACAAGAUUUUAUUGAUAUAUUUUCUGAUUAUGCUAAUUUCAAAUGAAGAUUCCUGCCUUAAAAUAUUUUUUAAUUUAAUGGUCAGUAUAUUUUGUAAAAAUCACGUUAAUUUAUUUCACAGUUGACGUUAAUAUCCUUCCUAAUUUCUUUGUAUAUAUUUUGUUACGCCUAAAAGGCCAGCUGCCAUAAAGUUAUUAAAAUACCCCUUUUAAAAAUUAAAAUAAUGUUAUUAAGGUCAAAUAAUUAAUCCCAUAAAAUAUAUAUUUCUGCUAAUAUCAGUAAAAGUCUUAGUUUUUCAUUAGAUUCCUAUUAUUUCACUUCACACCCUCACCACUUCUAGUUUUCUAAGCCUAACUGUGCCAACUGUGCUUAUGCAAGGCCUAAACAGAGCUUGCUGGGAAGAGAACAGUCGAGGACUCAGAUGUCAUUUGAAAAUUCUCUUUCCUGACACCGACCUUACAACUCUGAAAAGCAGCAUUUUUUGAAGGCAAACUGUUGGUGGAGAUAAAACGUGAACAGGGACUUUGGUAGAGUCCUCAGUCCCCACCCACGUGAUGUAUCUUUACAAGGCUAGAAGACUUCGCAACCUAAAUCCAGGUCCUGAAUAUAUUAGAGUAGUUGGUGACUGCGUAAUAACACUCAAAAAUGUGUUUAUUCAAGACCAUGUCUAUCCCAUCGUGGCUGGGUGAGAGAAAUGUAAACACUGGGUCAUCCUGUUGGCCUGUGCCCUCGGGCACAGCAACCCUGGUGGCUGGAGCCACAGUCCGAAGCACCACUUGUGGUCCGUCUGUCUGACGCAGACAGCCCUGAGACAAUCCAACCGGCUGCUUCUCCCACUCCCCCUCCCAUCCUGCCAGCUGCCUGUGUGUCCCAAGCUCCACCCGGAGGAGGCUCAACACAAACCACCUCCCACCCAGAUGUCAGCUGAAGCCACAGCGCAGUCCAAGGGCACACCCUGGGGCAGGAACAGUAGAGUAACCACACGUGAUUAAAACUUUACAUUCUCUGAGGAGCAUUUUGGUAUUUAAAAGUUUCUUGUAAAAAGCUAAGAUCGUUUGUAAGAAAAGAAACCUUGAAAUCUAGAUUUAUACAGUCUUUUUAAAGUCCCACUCCACAACCUUUAAUAAAAGAAAAAGAAAGAGAAAUCCUUACUCUUAAAGCCAAUGUAUUUUUGAAUGGAAAUAAUGGAAACACUACUGAGACCUUUGACACUGGAUAAAUAAUAAUUCCACUGCCAGACAGGCUUGGCUUGUGAAGCUGGGGGAGGACAGGCAGGGGACACCAAUUGGGAACCUUUAAUGUACUAACAGCUACCACGGGUCUCCCUGUGGCCAUUAGGUACCUGCAGAUGAGCACAGCAGAAACAGGAAUACAUCUGGUCUACCUUACUGAAAGCAUUUAAUACGUGCAUUUUUGGUACAUUUUUGCUUUUUAGAAGAGAUACAUAGAUAUAAAGGCCUUAUUUGACAUUUUCACUGAUAACCAAUUACGCCUCCCUGUCGCAGUGUUUAUCCCCUGUUCAUUGACAGUGUGAACAAAUGCAGCCCAGGGGGAUGGGGUAUUGUCCUAGAUCAUCAAGCUUUUCACCUGCUGCACCACGCAGAGCCCAUCCAAGGGCAAGAGUUGGUGUUCAGCGGGAGGGAUGGAAGUGCUGCACCUUGUGGCUGCUUGCCGUCACCUCCAGCUGAGUCCCUGGCUGCCCACUGCUGAAGCUCUGCGGCCCUCUCUCCUGCUCUAUGCAGGGAUUAAGCUUUAGGUGGAACACCAGAUGGUCCCCUUUGUUCUCAUUGUUAAAACCCCAAACCUAAAGGCUUUUCUUUGACUGUGAGAGAAGAGAGGGGAAUAAGCUUUUUUCAGCACUUGAACCUUGGAAACAGAGCCGGCUCUUUAUGAUGAAGAUGACCUCACACUGGUGACUCAUGCAAGAGUUUCAAAGGCAAAAUUAAGGUGUGUAGGCACUGGUCCAAGUUUAGGGACCCUUAGGAUCCUUGAAGCCCUUUGAUGGUCUAAUUGGCAUCUCUUGUUUCAAGAAGUACCUUUAAGGUAGACCUUUCAGGCUGUCCUCAGGAAAGUACCCUGUUCUCGCGUUAUUCCUGACUGCUUGGACCAUUUUCCAGAUGUCCAUGACAGGGUUCUGCCAUGUUCCCAAGCCUUUCCCAUUCCAGAAACAAAGCAGAGCCACUCUUGGGAUGCAGGAUUCCACCCCCUCCUCAAUCUGGGACAACACUUGCCCUUUAGAGGGGCGGGUCAUUGCAGCCGCAUGGCCUCUGCCAAGGCCCCAGUUCAGUCUCCUGGGGGUAACUGCAUGCAAGGGGAUCAGAAUCUUCUCUGUGCGACCUAGAAAGUUCAUCUCUUCUUCCCUUCAGUCAAAGAAAGUCCAUUGUACAGAACAAAGCAGCCAAUGUGGACGGACGCCAUUCUUCCUUCCACAUUCUAUGUGGCAUGCCGUUGAUUUCCACGCCAAACAGCGAUUAGAAGACGGCCAUUCUGAUCGACGUGCUGUAUCGGUCACUGUGUGACUGACUUGAGGGUUUCUCUCUGCGUGCUAAAUGAGUGAAGAAUGCACACCAGUGUUUUAAAAGGUAUUUUUAUGUGUUUUUAAAAACUUCUUAAAACAAGCCUGACACCUGUGUUUCAGCAUUUGGGGACAUGCCCAUGUUAUUUUUUUAAAAUGUAUUACUGAUACCUCUUUAUUUGUUUAACUAAGUUGUGUUUUAUUUAUGUGCGAUCUUUAUAAUACAUGUAUGCAUUACAGUUUCCACUAUCAUAGUCUCUUUCAUUACAUUUAUAAUUUGAUCUUGCUAUGACUAUAAUGCCAGUGAAUGUUGCUGACUUCCUUGUAUAUGCAAAUUUCCAGAUCUAAACCACUCUGAUGCAAGGAUAAACCUUCACUUUGACUACCA
Messenger RNA from Nycticebus coucang (slow loris), 5254 nucleotides. It is a transcript of the gene PTPRE, whose product is annotated as protein tyrosine phosphatase receptor type E. NCBI's taxonomy places the organism in Eukaryota, Metazoa, Chordata, Mammalia, Primates, Lorisidae. Bases 295 to 2397 code for a protein of 700 amino acids. Gene Ontology annotation, biological process: protein dephosphorylation. Gene Ontology annotation, molecular function: protein tyrosine phosphatase activity. The record is from RefSeq and is a predicted model, not a curated record. The transcript has 21 exons.